AUGUCGCUUUGGACUAAUGAAUUUGAGCCAAAAACGGCCCACGAACUGCUUGUAAACAAAAGCAAAAUAAUAGAAGUAAAGAGUUUCUUGGAUAAUUCAUUUAUAAGAAUAGAUUUGAGCCAAAGCUUAAGAAAAAAUAUAUUGGUAAUUUUCGGUCCAAAUGGUGCUGGAAAAACCACAAUUUUACGUUGUCUAUGUAAUAACAUUAAAAUUAUUAAGUGGGAUCCUCCAACGGCACUUAAUGAAGGAAUUGGAGCGAGUUUUUAUCGUUUUAUUUUUAAUUCUCUAUUUUUUUCCAAGGCAAGUUCAAAUGAAAAAGUUUUAAUACUCAUUAAGGAUCUCCCAUUCACACUAUUACAACAUAAUACGCAGAUUUUGAUUGAAAUAAGACUAUUUUUAUCAAAAAUGAUCCUUAACCCCUCCCUUACUAUACCAAUUGUAUUUAUAGCAAGUGAAGAUAGAAACGACCGGCAAUUCUUGAAAUUGUUACUUCCUGGAGAACUUGACGUUUACAAUGAGACCUGUGCUGAUAAGAAACUCUCUGGGAAAAUCAAAAUAGUAAGGCUAAACCCAAUUCCAUCAACUGUAAUAAAAUCUAAAUUGAAAUACAUAUUAAAAUUCAAAAGAAUAUUAGUUGGAAGAAAUGAAGAGAAUUUAAUAGAAAGAAUUGUUCAAACUUCCAAUGGUGACUUAUACCAUGCGGUUUCCCAACUUCAAUUUCAUUUUGGAGAGAGCAAAGAUAUUUGUAUGAAAAAUAACACGCAAAACCUGUCGUUUAAAUCAGAACUUUCAUUUUCUGGAAAAAAACGUAGCAAUGAUUUGAAUAAUCAUGAUCAACAUAGCCAAAGUCUAUAUAAAACUUUCAAUAAUUUUGGUAAAGAACCUAUGUAUAAUGUAUUUAGAACAAUAGGGAAGAUACUAUACAAUAAACGUGAAGAAGACACAAACAAAUUUAAACCGGAAUAUAUACCUAUUACAUAUACAAAACGUACAAAGAUGAAUUCAGAAUUUUUAGAUAUUUAUGAUAAUAGAGUUGGUUUAACACAAUAUGUUAAUAUAGAAAAAGAUUCAAAUUGCAAAAAUUAUUGUGAAGGCUUUAAAGACUUAUGUGAACAUUUUUUUAGUUCUCAUAUUAUUCAAGAGGAUUCUUUGAAAGGACAAUUAUCAUUUGACCUAGAAGAUCUAUUGCUUUAUUCAGGAGUAGAGGAUAACUCAUUGAUUCUAUUGCUUCAAGAAAACUACAUUCCAUUCAUUGGUAACUGCAUGGACACAAUUUUUUGCUCUGAUAUUUUUUCUUGGUCAGAUAUUUAUACUAAGGAUCUAAAUUCGGACAAUUUUUCUUCCUCAAUUUUGGUAUCUUGUAUUGCAAGAACUAUAUUAUAUUUCAAUUCAAAACCAUUAAAUCCAUGUUCAUCUGAUUACCAAACACAAGACAACAUAAAGGCUGGUUUUAGCAGAAGCCAAUCCUCACUGUGGAAAAAACAGGAAUGUAUACAAAAUGGGAAAUUUAAGAUGAACAAUUUAGUUGAUAAAUUAAAGAAAACUAAGUUUAAAUGGCAUCCAAAAAAGCCUGCUUUCAAAACUUUUAUUUCUAAUUUAGAAAUAUUGAAAGAAGACUAUAAGAACUUAGUAGAAAAGUGUUUACCUUCUUUCACUGAAAAAGACAAUUAUAUCUAUUUAUUAUGCAACAAAUCCGUAUUUACAGAAAUAUUUCCAUACUUGAGUUACUUUUUUGUUUCAAAAAAUAUUAGUUUUACCCUCAACAGUACCAUUAAUAAUGAGCUGGUUAUUUUUUUAAACAAUUGGAAUAAAUACAGUAAAUAUAUUCCUACAUCUCAAUUAAACUUUAAGGACAAUACAGGUGUGGGCUUGGGAAAUGGCCCAAAAUUAUAUUGCUAUGAUCAAAACUUUAAUACAUCUUAUUGCGAAUAUCUAAGUGAUGAACAAUUAGUAAGUAUUUUAGAAACAUGUGAUGUAGAAAACCUCCAAAGUAAUCCAACUGUAAAUAACUGUUUUGAAUUGAGAAACUUAAACUGUAGUAAUAACGAUAUACAUAAUUCAAUCAGUUCUUCUGAUGAAUCAGUAGAUGAUGAUUCUGAAUAG
Cryptosporidium ubiquitum is the source of this 2103-nucleotide messenger RNA. RefSeq names its product RAD24 RF-C activator 1 AAA+ ATPase. The transcript has a single exon. The coding region runs from base 1 to 2103 and encodes 700 amino acids. NCBI's taxonomy places the organism in Eukaryota, Apicomplexa, Conoidasida, Eucoccidiorida, Cryptosporidiidae. Gene Ontology annotation, biological process: mitotic DNA replication checkpoint signaling; DNA repair; DNA damage checkpoint signaling. The record is from RefSeq and is a predicted model, not a curated record. Gene Ontology annotation, molecular function: ATP hydrolysis activity; chromatin binding.